Messenger RNA from Chrysochloris asiatica (Cape golden mole), 555 nucleotides. RefSeq names its product transmembrane protein 217-like. Bases 1 to 555 code for a protein of 184 amino acids. NCBI's taxonomy places the organism in Eukaryota, Metazoa, Chordata, Mammalia, Afrosoricida, Chrysochloridae. The record is from RefSeq and is a predicted model, not a curated record. The transcript has a single exon.
AUGAAUAUGAAGAAGAAUUGCUUCAUCGUGGGCAUCUUCUCUGUCCUCAAUACCAUCCAGUUUCUCCUCUUUGAGGUGAACUAUGUUACAGACUUUGGCUACAAAUCAGAUAUGUUCAGUGUUUACAAGGAAACACACUUGGAUCAUGAUUCUUGGUUCAUAAUGUACAUGAAGAGCAUCAAAAUCUGCCUAUCGGCCAUCACCCUCAUAGUCAGUUGCACCCUCAUUUAUUGCAUCUACAUGAAUAUCUACCUGGGGAUGCUGAUCUAUGUCAUAUGGAUCAUCAUCUAUGAGGCCAUCAAUUUCUUCAUGGUCCUGCUUAUCAGGGAGUCCAUCAAAAAGGUGUUUGAGGAGCUGAGUUACUUGCACCUGAUCUUCCAGGUUUCUCGCAUGUUCCUGCACUUCUGCUGUCUGCCAUUUGUCAUCAAGCAAAUAAUCAUCCUUUACAAGGACCCCAAGCUCUCCAACAAAACGGGCCGCCACCGACACUCCUCCGUCAGUAUAGCCAGCUCUUGGUCCCCGAUUCAGCUGGCACUGUACCGCAAGUUUAACUGA